This is a messenger RNA of Fusarium musae, 1146 nucleotides long. RefSeq lists its product as uncharacterized. NCBI's taxonomy places the organism in Eukaryota, Fungi, Ascomycota, Sordariomycetes, Hypocreales, Nectriaceae. The record is from RefSeq and is a predicted model, not a curated record. Bases 1 to 1146 code for a protein of 381 amino acids. The transcript has 3 exons.
AUGCCAACAGAGAUUGUGUGUAUGAUCGGGGACAACAUGUCCUCCAAUGAGAUCAAGAACUGGACGCUCGUAUCAACGAGAUUUUGCGACAUACUUCUCCCGAGAAUCUGCAAGCAUCUUAAGUUUUCCGGUAACAUGGAGGAGCUGACAAACAGCCUCAACGCCUACUUCAAGCGCAAGAAUGCUUCAUUCCGCCAUUUGGCCCAUCAUCACACGAAGUUCGUGACAUUUGAAGUUACACAAUUCAACAGCAUCUUCGAAAUGAGAGCUUGGGUUCAACGCUGCGGAGUUGAUACCAUACCUAUCGGGCGUUUUUUGGCGGAUACACCGAACCUCCAUGGAGUUGUUUUUGAUAUCUGGCUCCCAGAUCCCAAAGAAGCAUUCCGGUUCAUCAGCUUCAUUCGCAGGGGCGCAGACUGGCAUGGCCCUAAGCAUGUUUAUUUCAAGAACUACGCCGAGUACUGGGACAUUGGCAAAAUCGUGGGAAAGUUCAAGUCCGGGGCCCUCAAGGGAAUUUCUCUACCUCUUACAUCGCUGCUAGACCACUGUGGCCAAAUCGCACGCAACGGCGUUAAUCUCACUUCACUUCGCCUCAGCAAAUACCUCUGCAUCUAUUAUCGCGUAUCAAGAAUGGCAGUCUUCAACAAUCAGGUGGCCAACAUGAUGGCCAAAGACUUUCCUCACCUUGAAUCAUUGGAAAUUUAUGAUAGAUUUUCUCGCCGUGGUCUAACCCUCUACAGGGGCUACUCAGAUAAUAGCUAUCGCUGGUGCCGUGAGAUCGCAAAGGCCGCUUUCAUCCUUACUCAGUUGCGGCGGCUACGUCGGUUUGCAAUCAGUAUGUGUCCAUUGGAGUCUAACGACAUUUCUAUCGACUCCAUCACGAGGCAAUUACUGGGCAUGAUGAUGAUGAAAGAAAAAGAUCUGGGGCCCGGCGAAGUUCACGGACCUGAAGGCGUAUCCAAAUUGGUGACUACCUACUUUGCCGCCCGUGCGAAAGGUCUUGAGGAGGUUUGCAUCACAAGUGAAGAUCCUGUGAAUCCCGUGUUCUACAGAGCAACUCUCACAGGCGACGUGUGGAACAUUUCUAAAGAGUCUUUCGAGGAUCCUUCACAGAAGGACUUAUUCCCGAAUGUUUUGGGGAAUUAA